Molecule: messenger RNA, 8444 nt
Organism: Trichoplusia ni (cabbage looper)
Lineage: Eukaryota; Metazoa; Arthropoda; Insecta; Lepidoptera; Noctuidae
Gene: l(3)80Fj
Product: eIF-2-alpha kinase activator GCN1
Exons: 39
Coding region: 99-8327 (2742 amino acids)
Biological process (GO): regulation of translation; cellular response to amino acid starvation
Cellular component (GO): cytosol
Molecular function (GO): protein binding; protein kinase regulator activity
Source: RefSeq, a predicted model, not a curated record
AGUUGACUCCCUGACUACUACUCUUUAUAAUCUGUACCUCGUUUAGCAAGACGUGUGUGCUUUUAGUAGAAAUUUUUCGCAAUAAAUGUGUGUGAAAUAUGGCAGAUUCCGAGGUAUUAAAAAAAUUGAAGGAUAUACCAUUUAAAAUCCAGACCGCAAGUUUGAAAGGAAGACGAGAGGUUGUAGAAGAAAUUCGAAAUGUAUUAUCUACACCUGGUAUCACAGAGCCUGCAGUACGGUUUGUGUGCCGCUUGCUGAUACUAACUCUGCAUAGAUAUCGGGACUCAACUUCACAAUCAUAUGUAAAAAGCCUAGUUACCUACCUAGCUGCAAAUCAUAGAGAAUGGACUUUAAAAGGCUUGUUGCCUGUCUUACUAGAAGUUUCAGAACAAUUAAAAAAUACAUCAUCAUCCAAAAGCAUUUGUCAAAGUGGUUUAUAUGCCCUGCGCUGGUCGACUGUUCUUGUUGAUGGCACACUGAAAGUAGCGGAGGAAAAUGGAGUUGACUACAAUUCCCUUGUCAUCUCUCAAGCCAACCUCCUUGCAGCUAUUGUUGCUCACGGAGACUAUAAGAAGAGUGAUAAAGCUUAUUCUAUGCUACAUACAUCAUGGGUGGCCAUCGGUAAAGAGAAGUUGUCAAAGUGGAUGGAGGUAUUACUGGCGACGCCGCCGGACUCUGGGCCACACGUGUGCGUCAUCUUCUCAGUGCUCUGCCGCCAUCUCAAGCAAAUCGGCGACGACGCCAGUAUUGAACAACAUAAGACAAAAAUGCUAGAAAGCUUCACUAAAAGCGUGAUCAGCGUGAAAUGUCGGCCAAACGCUAACUACAUCAAGGGUUGCCACGACCUGCUGAGUCAACUGAGUGCGGGCGACGUGCGCGACGCGCUGCUGCCAGCCCUGCACAAGGCCAUGCUGCGCAGCCCUGAGACUAUUGUACAAGCUGUUGGCGAGGUCUUCGCCUGCCUUAAUGUCGAGUUGGAUGGAUUAGCAGUGGACAUCGGAAAGAGCCUGAUUGUGAACUUGCACUCAAAGGACGAGUGGGUUCGGGCCUCAGCCCUGGUGGCUCUAGAGCGUCUGGCGGCGCGCUGUUCGCAGGCCGCGGCCGCGCGCGCGCUGCUGGCGCACGCCUUCGCCGCGUACAACGGCGUCGGCGGCAAGCUCACCUCCAGCGAGGACAAGAUCGCCGUGCUCAUGGGUGUGAGCACGUUGAGCGCACUGCCAGUCCAGGGCGAGGCGCGUCAGGAGCUGUUCGCAGAGGCCAGCACGCAGCUGGCGCGAGUGCUUGACAGCGAGUCCCACGAGCGCACGCUGUGUGUGGCCAUGGACACGCUGCAGCGGUGGGCCGCGCCGCACACACCCAUGCCCGACCAGAUACUCAACAUCUUCAAGAAAAACCUUUCCGCGAAGAGCACGACGCAGGCGGUGCGCACCUCGUACGUGAGCAUGGUGUCGGCCACCGUGAGGCGCUCGGGCUUCACGCCGGCGCAGGCCGAGACCCUGCAGCCCGUACUCAUCAAGGCUGUGGAGAAGGCCGUGCAGCAGCCGCUACAGCUGCAGGUGGUGGGCGAGGGCAUCUGCGCCAUGCUGGGGCUGGCGGUGCUGGACGUGGCGCGCGAGCUGGCGGCGCGCGGCGCGCUGUGGGCCGCGCUGGUGCACGCCGAGCGCCACGUGCUGCUGCACGACCGCGCGCUCGCCGCGCAGCCCGACGAGGUCCUAAUACAGGUGGUGAUGCUAUGCAGAACAGUACUAGAAAACUACCCCAGUGUUGCAAGCGAACAAAACUCCCCGGUUUACAGAGCCUUCAUAUUAGUUCUCCUAUCACCAAUCAAGGCCGUCCGCAACGCUGCUAUAUCGGAAGUUAAAGAACUGCUUGCCAAAGAAGAUAGGAUCUUAUUGGCGAAGAAUUUAGCUCUGAAGUUGAAUGAAGUGCUAGAUGAGGGAAAAGUACUGGGAAGCAAGGAAAAGACACCCACAGCUGAUGACAAAAGUACUGGUGAAGUAACCGGCAAGAUUAUUCUAGAUUGCGUUCACGCGAUCUGUGCGUUCAGAGAUUACCAAGAAAAGGACUCCCAGGAGCUUGCCAUCGCGAUCUUGCCGAGCUGCCACCAGCCGCUGGUGUGGGCGCUGGAGCGGCGCGCGUGGGUCAAGCUGCUGCGCUACCUGCGCCACGAGCCGCGCCAGCUGCUGCAGCUCUACUCCAACAACCUCAAGAACACGUACAUCGCCGGCUUCGUGCCCACUGAGGCCAUGACGAACGUGGUGUCGACGCUGGUGAGCGUGAACGCGGAGGUGGUGGCGGGCCCCGCCCUGCAGGCCGCGCUGGACACGCUGCAGGACCCCGAGCUGCUGCGGGUCACGCGCGACGAGUACUUCACCUACCUCAUGCCCGACGGCGAGCUCUACGACAAGAGCGCCGUGCCCGGCAAUGAGGACAGCAAAGAGAUGAAUCUUAAGCGCGAAAGUAAAGCUUACAGCUAUAAGGAGCAGCUGGAAGAGUUGCAGCUGCGUCGCGAACUCGAGGAGAAGAAGAAACGAGAGGGCAAGAUUAAAGAGGUGCCUUUAUCAGCUAAACAGAAGGAAGCAAUAAAAGCACAGUUAGCGAAAGAGUCUGCGAUACGACAAAGACUGAGUGUGUGGGACCGGCGCGUGGCGGCGGCGCUGCGGCUGCUGGCGGGCGUGGCGCGCGGGCGCGGCGCGGCGCUGGCGGCGGGCGCGCGGCGCGCGGUGCCGGCGCUGCUGGGCGCGCUGCGCUGCCCGCUGGCGGCGCCGCGCCUGCCGCCCGCGCUGCAGCUGCUGCGCGCCGCCGCGCUGCCCGCGCACCCGCCGCUCGGGGACCUCGUCUACAGGCUCACCAUACGGUCAGCUUCAUCAUUACCUACUCUAUUUAACAACCAAUCUUUAUAUUUUGUCUUGUUAAACAUCCAAAUUUUAAUAAAAACUCAAUUUCCAUCCACCCAAAAAUACUUCUAUUUACCCCAUUUUACCUUUCUAACUUAUCAAUCUACUAUUUUAGUAACAAAAUAUACCUUAAAACUACAUACAUAUAACAAUGUAACCUAUCUGCAAUCCUACAGCCUGCACAAGCCACAGUGUGACUUAGAACCGAGCUGGGAGGACGACGAGCUGGACGGCGCCACCAUCCGCACCAUCAACAUGAUCCACGCCGUCACCACCGCCAACAAGUCCACACAAGAUGAUGAUGACGCACCACACAAGACUAACCACUUCACCGCACCAGGGUUCUGUUAUGCCUUCCCCUUACUGAAAAUUGGUCUAUCCGGGUCUGCGGGCCGCUCCGACGAGACGAUGAUGCUCAACGGUCUGGCUGUCAUCGAGCACCACAUGUCGCUGCGAGUUGACGACGAGUUGAUGCACCCAGCGCUGUUCCCGAUCGACCACAUCUUCAGGCUGCUCAUAGAUCUCAUCAGCAGCACGAGCGGGCGCGUGCAGGCGGCCUGCACGGUGUCGCUGCUGGAGACCGCGCAGUGCGUGGCGCGCGCCUCGCUGUCGCUGGACGACGUCACCUGCCUCAUGGCCGGCCUGCAGAACCCGCUAGAGGUAGUUCGUGACGCAGCCCUUCGCGCUUUACUGUGUGUGGUAGAGUGCCUCCCGGCAUUGCUUGAAGACCCGCAGUAUGCUCUGACGCUUACCAAACGACUACUCAUCGCCAGCUUCGAUAUCUCUGAGGAUAAUAAGAAAUUAGCCGAGGAUCUUUGGUCGAAGUUGCCUCUUGCUCAACAAUGGAGUCGCGAGCCAGAGUUAGUAGAAUUACUGCUGGAGGAAGUGCAGCACCCCUCCGAGCCCGUCCAGCGCGCGGCGGCCGCGGCGCUGGCGCACCUGGUGGAGCGCGACGGGGACCCCGACGCGGCCGAGCACGUGCUGCAGAGGCUGCAGGACAUCUACUCCGAGAGGCUACCGCUGACGCCGGCGCGCCUGGACCAGUUCGGGCACGUGGUGGCGGCGGCCGUGGACGCGUGGGGCGCGCGGCGCGGCGUGGGGCUGGCGCUGCACGCGCUGGCGCCGCGCCUGGCCGCGCGCGCCGUGCCGCCCGCCAUGCGCUUCCUGGUGGAGCGCGCGCUGGCCGACCGCCACGACACCGUGCGCGCCGAGAUGCUCAACGCCGCCAUGGCCAUCGUCGACCUGCACGGGAAGGAAACCCUGAGCAGUCAAUUACCAGUGUUCGAAAACUUCCUGGACAAAGCGCCGAAAUCCGGCGGAUAUGACGCGGUGCGGCAGUGCGUGGUGCUGCUAGUGGGGUCGCUGGCACGACACCUGGAACCCAAAGACGCGCGCAUCAAACCCAUCACGCUGCGCCUCGUGGCCGCACUCUCCACGCCGAGCCAGCAGGUACAAGAAGCAGUAAGCAACUGUCUUCCGCACUUGGUGAGCUCGCCGGCGCUAGUGGACGAGAUCCCGGCCAUCAUGAACAAGCUGAUGAAGCAGCUGCUCACCGCCGAGAAAUAUGGAGACAGGAAAGGUGCCGCAUAUGGAAUCGCCGGUAUCAUCAAAGGUCUCGGCAUCUUGUCUUUGAAACAGCUUGACGUGAUGGGCAAACUCACCGAGGCAAUACAGGAGAAGAAAAAUUACAAAUACCGAGAGGGCGCCCUGUUCGGCUUCGAGAUGCUGUGCUACAAGCUGGGCCGGCUGUUCGAGCCCUACAUCGUGCACGUGCUGCCGCACCUGCUGCUGUGCUUCGGCGACAGCUCGCAGUACGUGCGCGCGGCCGCCGACGACACCGCCAAGCUCAUCAUGUCCAAGCUCAGCGCGCACGGCGUCAAGCUGGUGCUGCCGUCGCUGCUGCAGGCGCUGCAGGACGACAACUGGAGGACCAAGGCGGGCUCCAUCGAGUUGCUGGGCGCCAUGGCGUACUGCGCCCCGAAGCAGCUGUCGUCGUGUCUGCCGUCCAUCGUGCCCAAACUCAUCGAGGUGCUGAGCGACUCGCACAUGCGCGUGCAGGAGGCCGGCGCCGAGGCCUUAGGGGUUAUCGGCUCCGUUAUCAGAAACCCAGAAAUUCAAGCGAUCGUCCCGGUGUUGCUGGAGGCUCUGCAGGACCCGUCCAACCGCACGUCGGCGUGCCUGCAGACGCUGCUGGACACCAAGUUCGUGCACUUCAUCGACGCGCCGUCGCUGGCGCUCAUCAUGCCCGUCGUGCAGCGCGCCUUCCUCGACCGCAGCACGGAAACGCGCAAGAUGGCCGCGCAGAUCAUCGGCAACAUGUACUCCCUCACCGACCAGAAGGACCUCAUGCCUUACCUGCCCAACAUCAUCCCUGGCCUUAAGAGUUCGUUGCUCGACCCCGUACCUGAGGUGCGGUCCGUGUCGGCCCGCGCGCUGGGCGCUAUGGUAAAGGGCAUGGGUGAGAGCAGCUUCGAGGAGCUGCUGCCGUGGCUCAUGCACACGCUGACGUCGGAGUCCAGCUCCGUGGACCGCUCGGGCGCCGCGCAGGGCCUGUCCGAGGUCGUGGCCGGGCUCGGCGUGCACAAGCUGCACAAGAUCAUGCCCGACAUCAUCGCCACCGCGGAGCGCACAGAUAUCGCGCCCCACGUCAAGGAUGGUUAUAUAAUGAUGUUCAUCUACAUGCCGGGUGCCUUCACCGACGAGUUCACGCCCUACAUCGGACAGAUCAUAAACCCUAUCCUCAAAGCGCUUGCCGACGAGAAUGAAUACGUCAGAGAGACCGCGCUCAAGGCGGGACAGAGAAUCGUUAACCUCUACGCGGAAUCUGCUAUCACUUUACUAUUGCCAGAGUUGGAAAGAGGGUUAUUCGACGAUAACUGGCGUAUCAGAUACAGUUCCGUACAGCUUUUGGGAGAUCUCUUGUACCGCAUAUCUGGCGUCUCUGGUAAAAUGAGCACAGAGACAGCGUCUGAAGACGACAACUUCGGUACGGAACACUCGCAUAAGGCGAUCAUCAAUGCUCUGGGUCCGGAGAGGAGAAACAGAGUGCUGGCUGGUCUUUAUAUGGGUAGGAGUGACGUGGCCCUCAUGGUCAGACAAGCGGCGCUCCACGUGUGGAAGGUAGUAGUAACAAACACUCCCAAGACCCUCCGCGAGAUUCUGCCGACGCUGUUCGGGCUACUGCUGGGCUGCCUCGCCUCGACCAGCUACGACAAGCGGCAAGUCGCCGCCAGGACACUCGGAGACCUCGUGCGCAAGCUGGGCGAGCGCGUGCUGCCGGAGAUCGUGCCCAUCCUGGAGCGCGGGCUGCGCUCGGAGCGCGCGGACCAGCGCCAGGGCGUCUGCAUCGGGCUCGGCGAGAUCCUCGCCUCCACCUCGCGCGACGCCGUGCUCAGCUUCGCCGACGGACUCGUACCGACAGUGCGCACGGCCCUGUGCGACCCGCUGCCGGAGGUCCGCAUGGCGGCCGCGCGCACCUUCGACAGCCUGCACGCCACCAUCGGCAACAAGGCGCUCGACGACAUCCUGCCGCAGAUGCUGGAGGGACUCAAGGAUCCUGAUCCUGAAAUAGCUGAUGCCACACUUGAUGGUCUGAAGCAGAUAAUGGCCAUCAAGUCCCGCGCCGUGCUGCCGUACCUGGUGCCGGUGCUGACGGGCGGCGGCGCCGUGGACACGCGCGCGCUGUCGGCGCUGGCGGCGGCGGCGGGCGGCGCGCUGGCCCGCCACCUGCCGCGCGUGCUGCCCGCGCUGCUGGCCGCGCUGGCCGCCGCGCGCGCCGCGCCCGCCGACCCCGACGCCGCGCGCGAGCUCGACCACUGCCGCGACGCGCUGCUGCCCGUCGUCGACCCGCCCGGCGUGCGCAGUAUCAUCGACACGCUGCUAGAAACGAUCCGCACGAGCGAAGGCGACAAGCACUGCGCCGCAGCGUCCCUGCUGUGCGCGUUCGUGUCGCACACGCGCGCGGACCUGACGCCGCACGUGCCGCAGCUCAUCCGCGGCCUCAUCCUGCUGUUCGCGGACGACGACCACGACGUGCUGCUCAUGGCCUGGGAGGCGCUGUCCGCGCUGGCGCGCUCGCUCGACCCCGAGAAGCAGAUAGCGCACGUGUCUGACGUACGCCAAGCCAUCAGAUACGCCGUCACUGACCUUAAGGGCGAGACAUUACCAGGUUUCUGUUUACCUAAGGGCAUAGCACCUAUCCUCCCUCUGUUCCGUGAGUCCAUCCUCAACGGUUUGCCGGAAGACAAAGAAAACGCAGCGCUCAUGUUGGGAGAAGUUAUCAAGCUGACCUCGGCGGCCGCCAUCCAGCCUUCUGUGGUGCACAUCACUGGACCACUCAUCCGAAUUCUGGGAGACAGGUUCAACUCCAGCGUCAAGGCGGCAGUGCUAGAAACUUUAGCGGCCUUAUUAUCUAAGGUGGGCGUCAUGUUGAAGCAGUUCUUACCACAACUACAAACGACAUUCUUGAAAGCCUUGAACGACCCUAACAGGCCUGUGCGUCUAAAGGCUUGCACGGCACUGUCGCAGCUGGUGCUCAUUCACUCGCGAGCCGACCCGCUGUUCUUAGAAAUGCACAACAGUGCGCGGCUGGUGGAGGACCCGCUCAUCAAAGAGACAAUGCUGCACGCACUGCGCGGCGUUAUCACGGCAGGCGGCAGCAAGAUGUCGGAGAGCACGGCGCUGACCAUCCUGCCCACGUUCACGUCGGCGCACCUGCUGGGCGCGGGCGAGGACCCGCCGCGCAGCCAGGCGGCCGGCGUGCUGGGCGCGCUGCUGCACUGCCUGCCCGACUCGCACCGCGGCGCCGCGCUGCAGCACCACGUGCUGGGCCUGCAGCCCGCGCAGGACGACGCGCUGCUGCACGGCCGCUCCACCGCGCUCUACGUGGCGCUCAAGGAGACGCCCAAGCUGGUCUACGACGCCAACGAGGACAAGGUGGACAAGGCGCUGCUGGCGCUGCUCGCCAGCGACAAGAUCCCCGUCGCCUGCAACGGCCUGCGCGGCAUGGGCUACCUCAUCCGCUACCUGCUGCGCGAGGAGCGCCCCGUGCCGCAGGCCAUCCUGUCCCAGUUUGUUAGAAGUAUGAACCACUCGAGUAACGAGGUGAAGCAGCUGAUGGCGCGCGCGUCCAGCAUGCUGGGUCGCGAGGCGCCGCUGGGCGCGGGUGGGGCUUCCGCCGACGUGUUGCGCGCGCUGCUGCCCGCGCUCGUCAACGGCACCAAGGAAAAGAACACCUACGUGCGCGCCAACGCCGAGAGCGCGCUGCGGGCCGUGCUGCGCCUGCCGCAAGACGAACAGUUCCACCUGCAAUGCAUGGCGUUGCUAGAGGAAGGCGCGCGCGAGGCGCUGGGCGACGUGGUGGCCCGUGUGCUGCGCCGCAACGUCAGUGACGGCCGCGACGAGGAUUUGGAUUGCACGCUGCUCACCUGAAGGGCCAGGCCUCCCCAUGCCACUAAUUCAUAUUUACGAUUCAUUUUCAAACUCCUUGUAAAUACCUGCCAGCUACUUCUAAGUGCUGUUAUUUUUUAUAUAAACAAAUUGAAUGAA